CUUCUGUGACGGCAGAAGAAGAAGAGAAAAAUACAUCACCAGCUGCUGAAACCACAUGUACAACAAUGGAGGCAGACACGGCUGUCCAUGAGAACGAUACUCCAGAGAGUCGUGCGGAUGAUUGCAGUGAUAACACCGUCAGCAGUUCCCAGGAUGAAACGUCGGCUGUUCAGCAUGUCGUCAGCUCUGGCAGUGGUAACAACAGCUGUCACACCUUGAGCAUGAUCCCUGAAGAAGUGAGACAGCAGGAUGAAGAAAGUGAUGCCAUGUUUCCAUCAACACCUUACUUUGAGGACUGCACUGCUUACAAAAACCCACAGGUGUGUAAAGGGGCUAUCCAAAGCAGCUCUCACAACCAAGCGGAAGAAACGUGCAGACAAUUUUUUAGCGAGCAUGCACACAAGCAGUCAAAAAGGAAACGUUCACACAGUGAGCACUCUGGGACAGAGAAGGGGUCUCAUUCCCAGAGCUCUGAUGAGUCCAUCAUACCCCCCUCCCCCCAGGAGGAGCAGAGGUCAGACUUGGUGACCUUCGCCAGAACUCGGAGAGCACUAGCUAUUCCUCACACCUGUGGAAAAGAAGUGGACUCUCUGUUGGAAGGAGGGGAAGACGCGAUUGUGAGUGACUCGGACAGCGACAGCGAGAGCACAGUCCUGUACUACGAGCAGAAUGACGAGGAUUCAGACACGGAGUCUUAUGUCAUCCCAAACUCCCACGAUAAGGACGACUCCUUCAACAGUCUUACUGGGCCUAAGGCCCCAGUAAUGGGAGCUUCCAUGAGGUCUGCCCUGUGGACAAAGGACCACACGCUGGUGCCCUCCCUGUCCCAGCACCUCAGCUCCUGCCCUGUCAGGCCUUGUGUGGUACUUCUCCACAGACUCACG
Branchiostoma floridae (Florida lancelet) is the source of this 884-nucleotide messenger RNA. Its product is annotated as protein starmaker-like. Lineage: Eukaryota; Metazoa; Chordata; Leptocardii; Amphioxiformes; Branchiostomatidae. The record is from RefSeq and is a predicted model, not a curated record.